AUGGAAAGUUCUGAACAUGAACCAAAAUGGUAUGAGCGUAGCAAUGAAAGUGGUGACAAUGCUCGCUUCAAAUAUAUGGGAAGAUGUUGGCUUGACGAUAUUAUCGAGCUGACCAAAAGAACAACUCAAAAAAGAACAGGAUUCGAUAAAUUUAUUACCAACGCCAAAGUACGUGCUUUUCAAAAAGCACAAGCAGUUCCUGACCAAUGGUUAACUAAGUCCAUGGCAGAUUAUCUUUACGAUUAUGAAACAAGAAAUUUUGCAAUGGAAGAGGGGAUUGAUAUGCGUUCUAGCCCAGGAGAUAUGAAAGUUUUUAAACUGUCAAAAGGAAAAGAACCAUCUAUGGUUGAAAAAGUUCGUGAUAGUGAUGAAAUUAGAAUUCGUACAAAUUUAAAAGAUUUAACUAUGUACGUGUAUUUAACUACACAUUUUAAAGAGUCAUUGAUAACGCAAUGGUACCAUAUGGGUCACAAAAGCGUACCAACCGAUUCGGAAGAUAAAAAUAAUAUACUUUAUGAAAAUCGAAUGUUAGGUAGUGCUCGAUUAAAGAUGAUGCGUGUUACCGGAGAUAGCUGCAAAGUGAGUAAGAUGUUUGAAAAGUAUCAACCUUAUUGCUUCGAUUAUUAUACAAAAUUCUAUCAAGAUGAUAAAAUGUUUCAAGGCAAAGAAAAGGAAUCAUGGGAACACAAACUGGAAAAUGGUUCUUCUAUUAGUGGAAUAUUUGGUGACUACAAUGCACAAGGAUUUAUUGAAGAUGUUAACGCAGAUAAUAUUGACAGACUUGAUGACUUACAAUCAAAUCAUUGGAUUCAGCGAGGAACUCGUGCAUUAACAACACAGUUUACAGUGUUUAAUGUAAACUUAAAACUAUUUUGUAAUAUUAUAUUGACUUUGGAAAUUCCACCUACUGGAGGUAUAUUUCCAUCGUAUAAAUUCAACACGGUAAAAUUAAUAUCUUAUUAUGAUCCGUGGGAUUACUUCAUAUUAGGCCUUGAAGGUGGUUUGGGAUUGUAUUUCAUAUAUUUUUUAAUCCAAACAACACGCGAAAUGGCACUUUUUGGAUGGAUAUAUUUUUUAUUUUCAUGGCAUUAUUUAGAUGUAUUAAUAAUUGGUGGACUUCUCGGUAUAAUAAUUUUAAAGAGUAUGUUAGAAAUUAAAAUGCGCCAAAUAUUUCGUGAAACAGAUCUUACGAUAGAAAAUCCUUAUAGAAAAGCAUUUACAAGUUUUGAUACAGUUUCAAAUUUACGCAUUGCUCAUGAUCAUUUAUUUGGUACGUGUGCAUCAGAGAUGGCUUAUUUUAUAGCUCUUGUAGGUUUUUUCUUUCUGGCAUUUGCUGAAAUGGGAACUUUAAUGUUUGGAAUGGGCAUGCCAGAAUAUAGUACGUUAGGAAAUGCAUAUUUGACAUUACUACGCAGUAUUGCUGGUGACACUCAAUUUGACGAAUUGCAACAGUUUGAUACUAUUCUGGGACCUCUUUAUUUGAUUACAUUUCUAAUAUUCGUUAUCAACAUUGUGCUGAAUGUAUCAGUUUCUAUAUUAAAUGAAGCAUAUUUACAUAUGACACGGUAUGGUUUAAGACAUAAGGAAACAAACUUGAACACGAUACACUAUUUGAAACGUGCAAGAUAUAAUAUAUUUGGUUCUGGUAAGAAGAGUGUUCUCUUUAGAAAACCCACAGCAACGGCUAAAAUGUAUGACAGCGAUAUUAUAGAACUACUUCUCGAUCAUGGCUUCAAUCCUGCUGAGAUUCAUGCAUUUAUGGCAAAGUAUAAAUUGAAACAAUACAAAGUGGCACAUCAUUUGUCAAAGCGACGUCAGGAAAAACUUGUUCAAGAUAUUAAAUACAUGGAAAUGAAUUCUUAUGUCCCUAUUGAUUUCUUUCUGAAUUCGGCUAAACAAUUAAAACUACUUGUCGAGAAAGGAGAAAAGGAAGUUGUUAAGAAAAUGCAGGAACAAAAUACAAAACCGGAAGAUUAUGCAAGGAUAGCGAGAAGAUUAGAUAGCUUAGAUGAGCGAUACGAAAAUGUUUACACACGAAUGAGAAGGUUACAUCGAUUAUUGAAACCAAAAAGGGGAGCUUAA
Messenger RNA from Chrysoperla carnea, 2082 nucleotides. Its product is annotated as polycystin-2-like. The transcript is spliced from 13 exons. Gene Ontology annotation, biological process: detection of mechanical stimulus. Bases 1 to 2082 code for a protein of 693 amino acids. Lineage: Eukaryota; Metazoa; Arthropoda; Insecta; Neuroptera; Chrysopidae. Gene Ontology annotation, cellular component: membrane. The record is from RefSeq and is a predicted model, not a curated record. Gene Ontology annotation, molecular function: calcium channel activity; calcium ion binding.